Messenger RNA from Triticum aestivum (bread wheat), 1863 nucleotides. RefSeq names its product AT-hook motif nuclear-localized protein 23. Gene Ontology annotation, cellular component: nucleus. Lineage: Eukaryota; Viridiplantae; Streptophyta; Magnoliopsida; Poales; Poaceae. Gene Ontology annotation, molecular function: DNA-binding transcription factor activity; minor groove of adenine-thymine-rich DNA binding. The transcript has a single exon. The record is from RefSeq and is a predicted model, not a curated record. Bases 550 to 1491 code for a protein of 313 amino acids.
CCAUUUCUUCUUGUCCACAGCUGGAGGGAUGCACAAGAAUUUGUUCUCCCAUCCAAACUCUCUCUCUCUCUCUCUCCUCCCAUUAUUUUAUGUACAUGUUGCACCUCCUCCUCCUACUGGUUGGAAGAAGCUCUCAAACCCCCUCUCCUCCUCCUCCCCCUUUCUCAUCUCCUCCUCUUCAUAGCUUGCCGUCCUCUCUUCUCCUCCCCUCCCGGCCAUCGCCUUAUCACACAGUGCGUGCUCUCUCUUUUGGUGUUCUCACCUCUCCUUUCCUCUCCAUCCAAGCACUAUCUUCUUGCACCUUUCUUUAGUUUCUUCCCUGUUUGCUUCUUUGUGGAUCCAGAGUUUUUAAAAACCAAGCAGGAGCAUAAACAACUGCAUCGCUUUAAAAAUCAUUGCUUCCUUUUCCAAGGCUUCCUUUUAAACCUAAAAACAAGACACCACUCUGUUUCAAUCUGAUUUUUCUCCCUGUAUUUUUUCCCUGCUUUUUUGGAGUUCUAAAUCUUUUGCUUCCUAGCUAGUACAUCAGUACAUGAGCUAGAGAGAAGCAUGGCAGGCCUCGACCUUGGCACCGCCGCGACGCGCUACGUGCACCAGUUCCACCACCUCCACCCGGACCUCCAGCUGCAGCAGAACAGCUACGCCAAGCAGCAGCACGAGCCCGCCGACGAUGACCACAACGGCAACGGCAACGGCGGCAACUACGGAGCCCAGUACGGCGAGAACAACGACGGCGGCUCCUCCUCCUCCGGCCCCGCCGGUGAUGGCGCGGGUGGCGGCGGCGGGGGCGGGCCUGGGGACAUGGUGGCGCGCCGGCCACGGGGGCGCCCCCCGGGCUCGAAGAACAAGCCCAAGCCGCCGGUGAUCAUCACGCGGGAGAGCGCCAACACGCUGCGCGCCCACAUCCUGGAGGUCGGCAGCGGCUGCGACGUGUUUGAGUGCAUCUCCACGUACGCGUGCCGGCGGCAGCGCGGCGUGUGCGUGCUGAGCGGCAGCGGCAUCGUGACCAACGUGACGCUGCGGCAGCCGUCGGCCCCCGCGGGCGCCGUCGUGACCCUGCACGGCAGGUUCGAGAUCCUGUCGCUCUCGGGCUCCUUCCUGCCCCCGCCGGCUCCCCCUGGAGCCACCAGCCUCACCAUAUUCCUCGCCGGGGGGCAGGGGCAGGUCGUCGGCGGCAACGUCGUGGGCGCGCUCUACGCCGCGGGCCCGGUCAUCGUCAUCGCGGCGUCCUUCGCUAACGUCGCCUACGAGCGCCUCCCGCUGGAGGACGAGGAGGCGCCGCCUGCAACGGCAGGCAUGCAGAUGCAGCAGCCCGGCGACGCCGACGCCGCGGCCGCCAUGGGCGGCGUCCCGUUCCCUCCCGACCCGUCGGCUGCCGGCCUGCCCUUCUUCAACCAGCUGCCUCUCAACAACAUGACCGGCGGUCCCGGCUCGCAGCUCCCUCCCGGUGCCGACGGCCACGGCUGGGCCGGCGGACGGCCACAGUUCUGAAUUCUCACAGGUGCUUGGGAGAUCGGUGUAAUUGCUGUCGGCGGAGAGAAGGCGAGAUCACGAUGAGCAACCACAAGGUUUCAGGGCAGUUUGCAAAAAGGUUAGAGCACGCACACACGAACGAUCCAAGGAAACAAUCUAUCGUCUACUGCACUAUUUCUAUCUCUGUACAAUUUCGUAGUGUUUUGUCGAUCUCUGAUCAUGUUGUCCUCCUUGUUCUUUUUCUUCUUCUUCUUCUUCUUCUUCUUCUUCUUCUUCUUCUUCUUCUUCUUCUUCUAUUUUCUUUUCUUGUCUCUCCUGAACCUUAAUCUGUGGCCUGUGUAACCUUCUCGAUCUUGAUUUUCAAUAUGGCUUUAAAUAAUUAUCCCUCAA